AAAUUUUCAUUGGCAUAUAAACAAAGGUCGUCUGGCAGUUUGGGUUUGCAGGAUUCGUUGUAGUUUAGUCAAGGUGUUAGUUGGUCAUCCAGUUGGUGGCCACAUCAUGACCCGAGCAUUGCUCACGCUCGCCUAUUUCGUGCUGACAUCCUGCUCAAUUGUGUUCACUGCCUGUGUAAACAACGUGACUGGCACAGGGACCAGCUCGCCUGGAGGAUUGAGCGCCAGCUCUGGCGUCAGCCUGACCAAUUCGCUGACCAGCGGCGGACACAUUCAUCGCACUGCGGCAGCCAUCGAGCGAGUGAACAAACUGUGGUGCUAUGCUUGCGACACCAUGGACGAUGGUCAGGCCUGUGUGGAUGUUGUGGUGCGCAAUGAUACGUCCAUGAUGAAGAAGUGCCAGGGCGAGGAGUUCAUCUGUAUGGUCAAGCGUUUCUCCUACACCACAAGCACAGAGAACUCGACGAGCUCGCCGAAGAUGUGGUCGCUGGAUCGUCGCUGCACUGUGAACUGUGAACCCGGCUGUAUCAUCAUUGGCGAGCGCACCAAGCUCUAUGCCUGCACAUCCUGCUGCGAGGAGUCCUUCUGCAAUACAGGACGUGGCGCAGCCUCAGGCAUCUUUCAUCGCGAGGCAACGGGCAUUGGCACACGCGUUAUCUGGCUGGCGGCUCCGUUCCUGGUCAACAUAUCCCUGAUGCUGUACAAGAACCAUGCCAGACAAGCCAUCUCCAAUCUGGUUGGUAACUCAGUCAAUCUGCAUCUGUAGCGAUCUGACUGCGCUUCCUCUCGAGUUGCUCAAAUCUAACAUAUUAACUGCAAUUGCAAUUGAAACUAGCCAAAUGUAAGAGUCAAUCUACUUCUGUUUUACCCACUUUGUUCAAGUGUACUAUAGUUAGCCAAUUACCAUGGUGUGAUAAUAAAUCAAUGACUACUCCUACU
Molecule: messenger RNA, 939 nt
Organism: Drosophila nasuta
Lineage: Eukaryota; Metazoa; Arthropoda; Insecta; Diptera; Drosophilidae
Exons: 3
Coding region: 107-766 (219 amino acids)
Source: RefSeq, a predicted model, not a curated record